UCUGACAAUAGAAAACAAGUGUUCCUUUCCAUAAUCACCAAAACUCAAAUUUAGGAAGAAACGAUCAGAGACAUUAAAGGGAUUCGAUAUCUUCCCUCCUCGUUCCAAGUUCUACAUCCAAACAACCAUUUCUCUUCCACUAUAACCAUCAGAGACUUUAAAGGGAAACGAUGUUGGACCCUUUGAAAACCUGGAAAUUCCUUGUUUCAUCCCUCACCAUCAAACCUGUUGAUCUCUUGGUUUUCUUGUUGAAAGCAAUUCUAGCUAUUCUCACCCUUGCUUCCAUUUCUCUGUUUUUUCACUUUGCUUUCUCUAAUCAAUAUAUUUGGUUCUCUUCUUCGAUCUUCAAUAAAAACCAGCAGCAGAAGUUCAUUGCCGUGAAUACUUCUUCCGGUCGGGCUUACGCGACCACGAAUUUAUCCCACGUCCUGUUCGGCAUCGGCGGUUCUGCCAAGACCUGGAACGAGCGACGCCGUUACUCCGAACUCUGGUGGAGGCAUAACGUUACCCGCGGGUUCGUUUGGCUCGACGACAAACCUCCUGGCGGUGAAACCUUGCCGCUAACGUCCCCGCCGUACAAGAUCUCUGAGGAUACCUCCAGGUUCAAGUACACAUGCUGGUACGGGUCACGGUCGGCCGUACGGAUGGCUCGGAUAGUGAAGGAAAGCUUCGAACUUGGGUUGGAUAACGUGAGAUGGUUCGUGAUGGGAGACGAUGACACGGUGUUUUUCCUCGAAAAUCUGUUGACCGUUUUGAACAAAUACGACCACAAUCAAAUGUAUUACGUUGGUGGGAACUCGGAGAGCGUGGAGCAAGACGUGAUACACUCUUACAACAUGGCGUACGGUGGCGGCGGAUUCGCCAUCAGCCACGCUUUGGCGGCCGAGCUCGUUAAGGUCUUAGACGGCUGCAUUGAUCGGUACGCGUCGUUUUACGGGUCGGACCAGAAGGUUCAAGGUUGCAUGAGCGAGAUUGGAAUUCCGGUCACUAAAGAGCUUGGUUUCCAUCAGGUUGAUAUACGAGGGAACCCUUAUGGUUUAUUAGCGGCUCAUCCUUUGGCACCAUUGGUGUCACUUCACCAUCUCGAAUACGUUGAACCCAUAUUUCCGGGUAUGACCCGGAUCGAAUCACUUAAGAAGCUAAUAGCCGCUUACGAAAAGGAUCCAAGUCGGGCCCUACAGCAUAGUUUCUGUUACGACUUGAAGCGUAACCGGUCCGUUUCAGUGUCGUGGGGCUACACCGCGCAGUUGUACCCGUAUCUAGAUACACCCAAGAAGCUUGAAACGGCGUUUUCAACGUUCCAAUCAUGGAGGACAAGGAAAAACGGACCCUUCACUUUUAACACCCGACCCGUGGAGAAAGACCCGUGUGAGAGACCCGUCACGUAUUUCUUGGAUCGCGCGGAGAGCGUCAAAGGGGAUAGGACCCUGACCAGAUACGCGAGGCACGUUGAAGAGUCGGUCAAAGAAUGUGAGAGGCCGGACCAUACUCGGGCUUCGGGCGUCAAAUUCAUCGGCGUCUUGAGUGCCAAGUUGGACCCUGCCAUUUGGACCAUGGCACCACGUAGACAAUGCUGUGAAGUCAUCAACGGCGGAGAAGGGGCGGACCACCUGGUCCAGGUCAAGAUCAGAGGUUGCCAUAGGUUCGAGGCGGUGACUCCUCCGUAGAACGUGCCAAAUUAACAUUGACCACAAAGGGUAUACGGUCAAGGGGCAAUGCCAAUUGCCUGCCGUGUAAAUAAGGGAUAAUUCUGCAGUUGGAUUCCAUCUCCCCGGUUUUACUUA
Hibiscus syriacus is the source of this 1784-nucleotide messenger RNA. RefSeq lists its product as uncharacterized. The transcript has 3 exons. The record is from RefSeq and is a predicted model, not a curated record. The coding region runs from base 171 to 1667 and encodes 498 amino acids. Gene Ontology annotation, molecular function: acetylglucosaminyltransferase activity. Lineage: Eukaryota; Viridiplantae; Streptophyta; Magnoliopsida; Malvales; Malvaceae.